Talaromyces atroroseus is the source of this 870-nucleotide messenger RNA. RefSeq lists its product as hypothetical. NCBI's taxonomy places the organism in Eukaryota, Fungi, Ascomycota, Eurotiomycetes, Eurotiales, Trichocomaceae. The record is from RefSeq and is a predicted model, not a curated record. The transcript has a single exon. The coding region runs from base 1 to 870 and encodes 289 amino acids.
AUGUUCAUGCGAUCCUUCACGUUCACAUCAGGCGUCCGAGCCUGCCCUAGCACUUCAUUCUUAUUGUCGUCUCGAACCUUUACAUUCCAAGCAGCUCGCUUCGCUCAGUCCUCCGCGCGACAAGCCGUAUCCAAGUCGAAAGUGAAACCGACCGUUAAGCAAGCCGCUCGCAAGCCAGCCCAAAGCAAUACUCCAACAGACCUUCGAUUCAUAGGCAGACGAUCAGAGUCUCUGGCAGAACUAGAUAGGAAAGUGACUCGUCAGCGCAAAGUCGUUCUUUUCCAAGCCUCGUCGCAGCGUGCCUACAUACUCGGCGCAUAUGGCAUAGGCGCCUUUUCAUUCGGAUAUGCCAUUAUCAAUUCAUCCAUCGGCGUACAAAGUUCCGGUGUGCAACUAGCGACGUGGCAGCAAAGUCUCUAUGUCGGCAUAUGCAUUAUCAUGAGCGUUAUGGGUACAGUCUUCAUAUCGAGGACGUCGAGGUUGAUCAAGAACAUCACUGCGGUCAACUCAAACGGCCAGACUCUCAUCAAUGUGACUGUUCGAUCGACGAUUCCGUUUCGAAAGCCAUACACAAUCACGGUGGCACCACAGCAAAUAAUCUUUUCCCGGAAAAUUACCAUGGGUUCUCACCAGAUCGGAGCCCCCGGGGCUCAGGAGCUCAAGAUAUCAUUCUUCAGAAACCCCUUGCAAGCGAUGAGCUUUGCGUUUUUCAAGAUUUUCAUUGCUAUUCGUCGAAUCUUUACCCAGGAAGACUUUAUCAUGAUGGAGAUGCAAGGUCAGAAAGGUGCUUUCCGGGUGGGAAUCGACGGCUAUGUCUCGCAGGAUCUACUUGCUAUUGGCAGUGUCACGGGCAGUGCUCCCACGCAUUGA